Molecule: messenger RNA, 2876 nt
Organism: Linum trigynum
Lineage: Eukaryota; Viridiplantae; Streptophyta; Magnoliopsida; Malpighiales; Linaceae
Source: the annotation of a GenBank genome assembly
CCCGGUCGGGUAUUUUAGGUGGCGGUCGGGGAUUGUUGAAACGCACCGUCGAGGACAGGGGAUUAAUCCCCGGUCAAGGUCAAGAAUACCCGACCGAGGAUUUAUGCUCAAUGCCCGGGGCCCCUUCUGCUUCUCAUACUCCCAAAAGUGAUUUUCCCCGGUCUGCUCAGAUUAAUACCCUGCCGAGUAUUUUUGCUCAUGGCGGGGUAUUUUGCUCCUCUAGCACACUUCAACUCAAACGUGCUCCUUUCGACCUGAAACUCGCUUCUUCGCCUCGAUGCCAACGCCAAGCCCUGAAAUAUGACAUAAACACACAACCUAGCGUGAAAUCGGCUUAAAACACGAGAAUCAACAUCUCAAACGGCUCAAGAAUAGGGGUAAAAACAUGUGCCAACAAUGAUUAUCAAAUUCCCCCACACUUAACCGUUUGCUUGUCCCCAAGCAAACCUAACUCAAACCAAUGUAGCUCUCCAGACCUCUAUAGCAACAAACAACCCCGAUCGUCGGUAGAGGAUUUCCUAGAUCAUAUAGCAGCUUACGAGGUACACUGGUCUUCUAAGACGUUCCCUAUCUCUCUCAAUGCGAGUACUAGACUCAAGCCAGUAUCAUGAGAAGAAUACUAGACUCACACCAUUCACAACCAAGGACUCGUUGUACCGGGGUGCUCUUUCACUUCAUUUCACCGUUGGAACCCCUUUUUGCACUUUCAUUUACAUUUCUUUUUCUCUUUUUUUUUCAUUCACUUGGCGGGGGUUCCAAAUGCAGUCUUUUGCACGACCGACCCUUAUUAGUCGAGCAAGAACAAUUUCUGUACAGCUGGCGCUCGCCAGAGUACUUCUUUUAACUCCUUUUCCUCAACUCGUGUGGAGGGUCAAUGAAAUUAAGGGGGGUCGGAAGCUCUAUCCGUGCCCUUAAAAACACAUCCUUGAGUAGACAAACCGUUCAACGGGUGGAAGUUUUACUUGUACUAGAGACAACUUAGCUUCACCUUGUAGGAGUAGCCCACUAAGGAUCACUAAAAUCUCUUCCAAACCCCGAUUUUGUGCAAUGAACGGUGCCACUGACUCACUCCUACUGUUACUCUAGAAAAUGGCCAAGUGAAACCACUUCCUAAAGCGUAAUAUAGCGGGUUUGGGUUUUAAUGUCAACCCGGGUCCUAGAUUUGAUGACUACUCGGUGAAUUCUUGUUAUCUAGCAAUGAAACUUUAAUGCAAGUCUAAACUAACAAACAAGCAAAGCAACUAAACGGUUGUUUUCAGGUUAAGAGAGGUCAUCCGGAUAUGGUUCCCCCUAGACUGCAGUUAAGCCGGAUUGCAAUUACCAAGUUCAAUUUCUAUGAUAGUUAUACUGCGGAAGGUUCUUAAGCAGUCUGAAGUCUCGACUAAAGGUCUCCAGACCCUCUCAAUCUGAGUCUCUAGCGGGCGACUAACCUCCACCGGAGUAAACAGAUUGAGGCCCUAACGAACAAAACCUCCACUACCGAAGUGAAUUCGGUACUGAAUAGUGAGUUGGCUCCUCGACUAAAGUCACCAACUCCCUAUCUUCAAUCAAGGAUGCUCUAUCAACCUAGGCAGAUAUUCUCAUUCUAGGUUAAAGAAGAAACAAUAGGAAUUUGAUCAGGAUUCAUGCCAUUCAAUCAUUCAAACCUCAAUUGAAUAUAAUCAAAUCAUAGAAUCAGUACUUGGGUUCAUACAAUCAGACCUAACAUACAAAUCUAGGGUUUCCCAUACCCAGAUGAAUGGGAGAACUACUCCAUGGAGAAAGAAGCAAAAGCAGAAUCAGACGCGGAAUUCAUACUGUGAGGGAUGGAUUCCUGCUCCUGGACGUUGAUCGGCACUUCUCCAAGCUCAAGCCAAGCUCCAAUGGUGAUGAAGAUCAAGCUAGGGCACUUGGAGACUCUUGUUCGUUGCUUUCUCUCUCUAGGAAUCGCUCUAUCUCUCAAAAACUCGAAUCCCCUUCUGUUUUGGCUGAAAUCUGCCUAAAAGGGCAUCACUGGGCAAAAUACGGUCGAGGGCACGGCCGUGCUUUGCUCCAGCCCGCCCGUGCUUUGCCCCGUGUUAAAAACACGCCCGCGCGCGUCGGCCAAAACACGGUCGUGCCUAAAUAUGGUCACGGCCGUGUUUUGAUUUAGGCGCGCCCGUGUUUUUACUGCCGAACUUGUUCCCCUAUAUUCAAUGCUUCGUUUCUCCCUUGUCCGUACUCCGAAUCAGUUGCCGUUUGAUCCCAGAAGCUCGUAGUCUCGUCCUCUUUCUUUUCAUGACAAGAUUGCAUGAUUCUUUGUCCAUAAAGUGAGGUAUAAUUCCAUUCUUCUUCAGGUCAUGCCCGAGUUUCUUCUCCCGAAUCGCCAAUUGAUCUCUGAUUGACUUGAAACUUGCGCCUAUGCUUCACUUUAUGUGUUAGGACCUGAAAUGUGACAAAGGAACACAACCUAGCGUAAAAUAGGCCAAAGACGCGAUAAUUAAAUCUCAAACGAUCAAGAAACAAAGGGGAAAACAUGUGCAAAUAUCGAGUCAUCAAAUCCCCCCACACUUAACCGUUUGCUUGUCCCCAAGCAAACCAAGUCAGACACAAGGUAAGCUCAAAACGUUUCAAUCAAGCAGGCUUUAGGGCAUAUCAUAUCGGCAAAAAACACGUGGAUCAUAUUGGCUUUUGAUCAUUAACACAUGGACAACCUCAACGAAAACCUAGACAACCACCACAUAUGACAUUCGAAUGCAAUAAAGUCGAGCAAAGGAAGAGUUCCCUUCUGUUCACCAACCAACAUAGACUUGACUCAACCACUUAUUCAAAACAGUCACUUCAUGCACAAAGCUCAAGAUAUCAGAAUUAAGACCGAGCAAUCUAGGUCCUCACCGGGAUAAAGAGUAUAGAGAAUA